GGGGCGCCUGUGGGAAUCUGAGACUGAUAACCUAGGGAGUCUAUCGUCUAUUGUUCAUUCCCUACUGCCGGUCUCUCGGCUACUCAACCUGUCUGGCUGAGAGCCUUCUAUCGCCGUUCGCGAAGCGCCCAUCACCCCCAAACUCUAAUGCCUCUGCACCAAACUCAAACAAGCCUCCCUGCAGCGCUCGUCUGAUGAACCAGCUCUGCGGCUCGUCCACGAGCACUAGCCCGAACCUACCUGGCGGCAGAUGCCGCUCGAACCUCUCCCACUCUGGCGCCCUGCUCUCGUACACCAUCCGAUCCUCAACGAUUCCCACCCUCAUCCCUGGGCAUGCGAGGAUCUGCUCCCUCAAGGCUAGCACAUCCCGCUCGUCCGUCUGCCCGCCCUGCCGUUCGCAGAACACGAGUUCCCUCACCUGGGGAAACAACACUCUAUACUCAAAUUCCCGCCACCACGUCCUGUCCCUGUUCGUCCCGAGCCUCCGCAGCUUGCCCAUUCGUGGGCAUGCAGCGAUCCAGUUGAGCAUCCCUCGGUUCUGCCACCUUAGGAGCGAAAAAGGGAGCAUGAAGCUCGGCGAGUCUACCACAAGCUCCUCGAGCUCCUCAAACUGGCCGAGCACGCCAGGCCAAAAAUGGCAGUCUCGCACCCGCCGAGCAAAGUCGUGCACCACCAGGAGGCGCUUGAGCGUCGGCCCCAGAGCGGAGAAUAGCGGUGCGAGCUCUUUGGCGCAGUAGGUGUGUGUAUGUGCUUGAUCCACCCGUGCAGAAUCGGCCCCUUCCCACCCGGUAAACCAGUUCAACUCUCCCCUCAGGAGGGCCAAACUCUUCACCCACCGCAAGCCGUCCUCGCAGGCCAGUAUCCGCCCCACGUCCUCCGCUCUCUGCACCACCACCCGCUCGUACAAUCUGGGCAGCGCAAGCGCACGCCAUACCCUGUCAGUCUGGCUGAGCGCGCGGAGGGCAUGUUCGGUACCGGGCUCCCAGGCAAACGCUGAGUGGGAGGUAGAGAGGAGCAGGUGGGAGAGAAUGGGUAAGCGGAGCUCGUUCGGUAUCCUUGCUAGGUUUGGUGCGGACUUGGUGCGGGGCUGGGAAACGGAGCCCAUAGAUGGGUAAUUGGUCGUGUGGGUUUCAAUUGAGAACAGCACAGGAUGCACAAACCAGACGGAGGGGCCCGGUUGGAACACGACCACGGGGUAGCGCUCAAGGAGGAAGGAGGAUGACGCUAUCUGAGGCUUAUCGAGCCCUGCAGUUUGGGCGGCCCGCUGGAUCAGGCACUGUGCCGCGGGCCCCGGCGGGAAACUGGGGUUGUAGGAC
Dacryopinax primogenitus is the source of this 1316-nucleotide messenger RNA. RefSeq lists its product as uncharacterized. Bases 195 to 737 code for a protein of 180 amino acids. The record is from RefSeq and is a predicted model, not a curated record. The transcript has a single exon. NCBI's taxonomy places the organism in Eukaryota, Fungi, Basidiomycota, Dacrymycetes, Dacrymycetales, Dacrymycetaceae.